UUCUCUGUUCAGUUAGUUAGACAUUGUUGUUUGACGGUUCGUUCGAGUUGGGUUGUUAUACAUACAUCCGAGGUUCCGAGCUCCAUUUUCGUUUUCAGACUAUUUUCAUGUCUUCCUCUUUCCUGUAAACAACGAGAAGGGAGUAAGGGGACUCUCUUCUGAAAAAGUCGGCUUUGACAUUUGACAUUUUGGGGCGGUUUUGAUGACGAUUGGGUGUUUCUGCUGUCCUGCCCGUGAAACAAGUGAUCAAGCAGGGGAUCGAUGCUCUCAUCUGUUCCCAUGUCUCUCUGAUCCUGCUCGGCGAUCUUCAUGGGGUCUCAAAGUGGCUUUGGUGAUGCUUCAUAUUGUAUAUGUUGGUGUUAUCUUUCUAUUUGAUAGAGAUUUGAUAGAGAAAACAAAAAAAGAACCAUGGUACACUGCAUUGUUCCUGUCUCUCUUUGUUGCGACACUGGCUCAGUACUUCUUCACAUCUGGUUCUUCUCCUGGUUAUGUCAUUGAUGCAAUGAAGGCUGCUAAUGAGACACAUGCUAUAUUCGGGAAGACAUCGAUGGCUUCAAAACAAUCUGCUUCAAGAACAAAUGGAAGCUUGAGAAUCCAUGUGGAAGGAGACCAGCUUGGAAAAAGCAUUUCAAGAUCUAAUAGCACAUCAUGGACGAAGCUUGUGAUGGAUUUUUAUCCUCCUGGAUCAUCCAUUAGAAGUUGGACGUGCACUUAUUGUAAUAUUGUGCAGGUGGUACAUUUUAGAAGAAACAACAUUGUGCAUGUGGACUGGCAUCUUGUAUAUUAGUUAUUUGAAGGCCAAUUUUUCAAGGGCCUGGUGGAAAGAUGGAAUUGUCAUAUUGCUUUUGGCAACUUUGUCCAUCUGCUUAGUCUUUCUGCUCUUGCUUUUGCUAUUCCAUAGUUAUAUUGUUCUGACAAAUCAGACUACCUAUGAACUUGUGAGGAGACGGCGAAUACCAUAUUUAAGAGGGAUUCCAGAAAGGGUGUAUCCUUUCAGUAAAGGCAUGUGCAGAAACCUGUACAACUUCUGUUGUGCUCCAAGGAGCCUAUAUACCAUUGAACCAUUGCCCACAUCACAAGAGCUAGAAGAGAAAUCAAGACCAUACACAUGCUUGGAUGUUUUGAAGUGUCGCUGUUGCUGAUCUUUGGGCUUUGGAUGGCUAUUUGUAAUUGUUUCAACUCAUUUCUCUCUCUUCUGCAAGCUUGAACGAUUCAUGAUUUGCGUGGUGGCUGUGGUGUAUGAUUUCUCACAUGGUUUUCUUCACCCUUAGGCACACGUGUCUCCUUAAAAUGUGCUUUUGGAUGGGUUUCAAGUACUAGAUUUAGUAAUUAACAAGUAUGCUGAAUGAUGAUGGUGGUCUCAGUGCAGUAGUAGCAUUUCGCCGGGUCCAACUAGUUUUCAUGGAAGAUAUGAGGAUUUGUUUGAUGAGUAGAAUUUACAGAUCUCAGAUUGUUUUGUACAUGGGACAUACUGAACAAGUGGAAUUCAGGACCUGCUGUUUGAUGGGUUCCAGAAUAGAUCAGAAUGGCUUGGAAUUAACACAACCAGAGAAUUACAGAUCAAUUAUAUUGUGCAAGCAGAUUGAACUAAUUAUUUUUGUUAUAUUUGCAUAAUUUGAAAUUUAUGUAUUUAAGCUGAUUGAGUUACCUUUCCAAGUAGCUCAUUUCGUGACA
Molecule: messenger RNA, 1674 nt
Organism: Macadamia integrifolia
Lineage: Eukaryota; Viridiplantae; Streptophyta; Magnoliopsida; Proteales; Proteaceae
Product: protein S-acyltransferase 10
Biological process (GO): peptidyl-L-cysteine S-palmitoylation; protein targeting to membrane
Cellular component (GO): Golgi apparatus; endoplasmic reticulum
Molecular function (GO): protein-cysteine S-palmitoyltransferase activity
Source: RefSeq, a predicted model, not a curated record